UAUAUGAUUAAAAAGCGUCCUAUAUAUACCAUUUUAUUUUGACGUUUUGAUUUUGCUCAUUACUUGAACUAAAUAAACAACAGUCUGCUUGAACUAACCUAACAUUAACAUGUCAACAACCUGUGAAUUCAUAUUUUGAAACAAAAAAACUUUGUUUUAAUGUCGAUAGACGAGGAAAAGCUGCAUUCAGAGGAUAACAUAACCAUGGCACAAUAUCCUGAUAUUGAUACACAAAAUGUGAGAUACCCAUUUUGUAUAGUUUGGACACCUAUUCCAUUUUUAACGUGGUUAUUCCCCUUUAUUGGGCACAUGGGAAUUUGCACCUCCAAUGGCGUAGUAAGAGACUUUGCCGGUCCAUACUUUGUCAGCGAAGAUCAUAUGGCGUUUGGGAACCCAACGAAAUACUGGCAGUUACAACCAGAUAAGGUCCCUGGUGGCCCAGCAUCUUGGGACAGAGCCAUUGCUGAUGCUGCAGACGUGUAUAAAGGACGAAUGCACAACCUGUGCUGUGACAAUUGUCAUUCGAUGGUGGCCCUUGCUCUCAACAAUAUGAAGUACAAUAAUGAAGGUGGUUGGAACAUGGUGAAUGUGGCGUUUAGAUCCCUCAUCUUCAGUAAAUACAUCAGUGUUGGUGCUUGGCUUAAAACAUGGUUGCCGUUCACCGUUUGGAUCUCGGUUCUUCUUGUUUACAUUUUAAUUCUGAAUGGAAAAAUAUAAAUUUGCUGCUGACAUUCCUUUAUAUGGUGAUGUAAAAAAAAUUGUUUCAUUGCAAUUUUAAAUUAUUUAAUUAGUAUUUAUAUUCAAGUUUGACUUAUUCUUACUGUAAAUGUAUAGAAAGAAUGGUAUUUAUUUCUUCUAACUUCAGUGUAAAUAAAAUUACAAAUUAGUUAUUAAGGAUUAAGAAAAAAAUAAAUGUAUCGUAAUUUUUAGCCUAAAAAUUCGGUGUUAGCAACUAUUUUUUAAUUUUUAAAAUAAAAAAAUUACAUCAUUAAUAUAAUGUAAUUCUGAAGUGGCAUUUUUAAGCAUCAUUAUUUAUAACAAAUAGUUUGUAUCAAUUUGUAUUUGUCGAAGUUUGAUUCAAUUCACUUUCAUUAACUGUUACUGCACAAUUUUUUUCAAUUCUGUAAUUUAUAUUAUUCAAUUCAUUCUCAUUUCCCUAUGGUUACAUCUCAUCAAUAUUUCAAAAUAACUACUUUUUCUUGUUCUUUGCAAAGUAAUGCCAGAAGGAAAUAUGAUUUAUUUUUCAAUUUACCUUGUGUAUUUUUCAACAAAACAUUUUUUGGUGCCAUUGUGUAAAAGACAAUGCUAUAUUUUAAUUUUGUAUUAUUGUAAAUGCAAAUUACGUUCUAACAUUUUCAUGUUUUAUUUAAUGAGACUUUUUUACACUUCAAGUAUAAAGUUUCUUCAAUAAUUAAUAAACUCUGUUUUUUAAUAAAUAUAUAAAAUGAAAAUGUAAUGCAAUGAAUUGUAUUUUGUAUCGAAAUGGAAUCUUGGUUAUAGACUAAUUGAUUACAGGAACUUUUACGCUUGUGUUACGAUUAAUGUUUAUUGUUAUGUGAUGUGUUGGUUUUAACAUAUCAGGUGAACGAAGAUAGCAUAAAUUCAGGAACUCUUGCAAUUAUAUGUAAUUUUUAAUUUAUUUAUAGUUUUAGAUUACCUGUAUUUGUCAGUGUUAAAAAUAUUGUUCUAAUGUAAAUUAUUGUAGAGAAACUUCUACUAGUAAUGUCAGUGCAAUGUAAUGUAAGAUUAUAUUAAAUGUUACCGUACUUUUGUUAUAAUAAAUUAUUUUUAUUA
Molecule: messenger RNA, 1794 nt
Organism: Homalodisca vitripennis (glassy-winged sharpshooter)
Lineage: Eukaryota; Metazoa; Arthropoda; Insecta; Hemiptera; Cicadellidae
Product: transmembrane protein 222
Exons: 4
Coding region: 160-717 (185 amino acids)
Source: RefSeq, a predicted model, not a curated record